ACGAAUCAGCAUGCUCCGUCGUCUCCAAUCUCGCCCUGCCUCCUGAGCCCUUAUGCGUCCGAUCCGGCGUCCUCCUCCGAUCCCCUCCUCGCCCCCUCUCCUCCUCGCCGAGCGGGCUCUGCGGACGCCAACCAGAACCCAUCUGAUUCUGUUUCGCCGCCGGCCUCAGCUGAUUGAUAACCGUGCCACUCACGCGGCGCACGAUCCUGAUACCGUUCCUGUGCCGCAUCCACUUCGUAUCUCGUCCUGCGGCGAACAUUGAUACCCACCGCCCACCGCCCGUCGAUGCACGAUGCCCCCGCCAUGGUCCGCUGCCUCGCCAACCUCAAGUCCGAGCUCGCAGCCAGGGCCGGACGAGCACGAAAGGCCGUUCGGAGUAUCCGAAGGACGGAGCAAGGAGAAGGAGCGGCAGAAGGGAGCGGUCAGGGUGGAUGUCUUGCAGGUGACCCGCGUGGACAGCGGCGAGCACCACGCGCACGCGCACGCGCAUGUGCAGUACCGGAUGUACAAGCGGAGAUGGGUGGGCGUGUGUGCGAUCAUCGUGCUCAACAUCGUCGCCGGCAUGUCCCUCGUCUGGUUCGGCCCCAUCGCCAACAACGUGGUGGAGGCGUUCGGGUUCACGCUGGACGAGGUCAACUGGCUCGGGAACGUGGUCAAUUUUACGUACCUGCCGUGUGCGGCGCUCGUCCCUGCGGUGUAUGCGAGGUUGGGCGUGAGGCGGACGUGCUACAUCGGGGCCGUGCUCCUCCUCCUGAGCGCCUGGAUCCGCUAUGCAGGGACGGCGAGCUCGCUGUCCGUCCACGGGAAAUACGCGCUGCUGAUCAUCGGGCAGAUCAUCGCGGGCGUCACGCAGCCGGUCUUUCAGGUGCUCAUCCCGGGGUAUUCGGAGCGGUGGUUCGACCUCAAGGGACGCACGACCGCGACGAUGCUCAUGUCCAUCGCGAACCCGAUUGGGAAUGCGAUCGGGCAGCUUAUUUCGCCGCUCGUGGAGACGCCGGCGCAGUCUAUAUUGGUGCUGGCGAUUAUCUAUAGCGCGGCGACGCCGUUCGUGUUCAUCGUGCUUGAUGGGCCGCCCACACCUCCCACGCAUGCUGGCGAGCAGAGGUCGCCGUCGUUCAUGUCGUUCGUGCGUGCGAUGGUGGGGAGGGAGCCGAAGGAGCGUGUGACGUACAUGACGAGGCGGGAGAGGAGUGAUUUGGUGAUUCUGGCGCUGGCGUUUGGGGUGCUGGUUGGGGUGAUCAACGCGUUUUCGAUCCUCACCGCACAGGACUUUGAGCCCUAUGGGUAUUCGGACGAUAUAUCGGGGUUGUUUGGAGCGACGAUAUUGCUGACGGGUAUCGUCGCGGCGUUCAUCACCGCGCCGCUCUUCGACAGGGUGUUCACGCACCACCUCGCGCUGACGUGCAAGUUGCUCUGCCCGUUCCUCGGCGGCGCGUGGCUCGGCCUCAUCUGGGCGGUGCGGCGGAAUGAUACGGGCGCGCUGUUUGCGCUGAUGGCGGUGAUAGGGGUGACGAGCUUGACGAUGCUGCCGGUUGCGCUGGAGCUCGCGGUGGAGCUGACAAGGAAUGCGGAUGCGAGCUCGGCGGUGCUCUGGGCUUCGGCGUGUCGGUGUGCGGCGUCGUGCUGCUUGUGUUUUUCAUACAGGGGAAGCAGCUGCGGCGCGAUGCGGAUGAGCGUGCGCAGCGCGAGGAGGAGGAGGAGGAGGAGGCCGAGCGAGGGGAGAUGCGGGAGGGCGGUGCAGGUGGGGUGAGGGGGAGUGUGGAGAGGUGGCGCCCGAGGACGAGCGAGCGGGAGCGGACGCUAGGUGGGAUUGGGGUCGGGGACGCGGAUGAUGCGAGUGAGAUGUCGAGGACGGUGACGGUGGCGA
Messenger RNA from Laetiporus sulphureus 93-53, 1867 nucleotides. Its product is annotated as MFS general substrate transporter. The annotation marks the transcript as partial. Lineage: Eukaryota; Fungi; Basidiomycota; Agaricomycetes; Polyporales; Laetiporaceae. Gene Ontology annotation, biological process: transmembrane transport. The record is from RefSeq and is a predicted model, not a curated record. Gene Ontology annotation, molecular function: transmembrane transporter activity. Gene Ontology annotation, cellular component: membrane. The transcript has 13 exons.